Messenger RNA from Seminavis robusta, 2500 nucleotides. NCBI's taxonomy places the organism in Eukaryota, Bacillariophyta, Bacillariophyceae, Naviculales, Naviculaceae. The record is from the annotation of a GenBank genome assembly.
CAUCAUUUUGAAACUUUGUUCAGUUUUGCUAUUAGAAGGUUGCAACCGGUACCAUCAGUGUCUUUCACAGGAAGCUCUUUCAUUUGCCUGCUUGAAGCAAUCGAACGGAUCAAAGCCGUUUCCUCCCAUCUUUAAUAGCUGGCCAUCUAUUUCCUUGCAAAUAAUGCGACAAUCCACCAGGUUUUUCUCCAAGCUAGCCACGGCAACAGCGCUGCUGCUGGCCUUGAAUGUCGCCAAAGCUUUUGGUUUCACAGGCAGAUCCCAAAAUUAUUUCCAGCCACAAUGUGGCGCUUCCAAAUUGGCUGUCGCAGCCCUUACUGCAUCUGAACAACGCGACGAUGUCGGCACGGACAGUAUUUCUCCGUCUGUCCAAACGGACCGAUUUCAUCAAGACAUGAAACGAGUGUUGGAGUCUCGGCCCGAAAGCAACCUUGUCAUUGAAAUGGCUGAAAAGUCAGCUCUCGAACGUCGACGAAGACCCGAAAUACUGGAGGAUGAUAAGGAUGGCGUGCAGCGAGUGUUGACCAUGCUCAACAGAAUGAUCCAAUUGGGCAUUGCCACGGAAGAAACAUUUCAGAUUGCCAUGCGGGCAUGUCUCAAACGAAAAAGAUUGAGAUGGAGAAACAAAGAAGAUUCUCGCCAAAUAGUUUGUGCGGCAGACCAACUGGAAGAGUUGGUCAAUCAGCUACGACCACUCACAUCCAACAUUUCCGUGGAAACAUACCAAUUGGUUCUGGAAGCAUAUGCCACUUGUUCUACACCUCGUGGGGGGAGAAACUAUGCCAGAAAAGCAGACUCGUUACUGCGAAUAAUGCAAGAAGAAGGAGUCUUUGGAAUGGAAGGAGUGGAGAAUGUGGGAGAAGAUGACCUGGUUCCCCCUGAAAUCGUGGCACAUGUGUUGCAUGCAUGGUCAUGGCAACAAGCAAACCGACAACCAGGAGAUUGCGCAACAAAGGCCAACCAGUAUCUAGAGCAGCUUGAAGCUCUCUCAGAAAGGGAUCCUAUAGAUCCAGCAAUCUUGUUGCAAUGCUAUGAUUGGUGCCUGGAAGCUUGGUCCAAGAGUGGGUCCCCAGGUUCGAACCUGAAGGCAGACCAAGUUUUUGCUCGAAUGAAGAGUUUGAAUCAAACUCAAUCAGAAUCCUCCAUUCUGGAUACAGAAACGUAUACCAAUGCCAUACUUUCGUGGUCCAAAUGCCGCGACCCGGGAUCCGCCGAACGCGCCCAUGAAUUGCUGGUGGAAAUGUUGCAACUGUAUAAACAGGGAGCUUUUGUUUCCACCGAACCGGAGCUGAUUGCUUUUAAUGGAGUAAUCACGGCGUGGGCCAAAGUUGGAAAACCUGAAAAGGCCAGGGAAGCACUUCGGUUGAUGGAAGAUAUAUUGUCACGCUGCAAGAACCUGGUACCAGACGUCGUAUCGUACAACACGGUGUUGCAUGCGCACGUCAUGAGCCCCAACAAGAAGAAGGCACUCAAGGAGAUUAGGACUACUGUUCAGUACUUGGAGGAGAACUGUAUCGAACAACCUGCCAUUUCACCGGAUAGUUUCACCUACAAUACACUCAUGAAGGCAUGGAUCCGAAGCGGCGAGCCUGGUUUGGCCGAGCAGUCGGAACAGACUCUGCGAAAAAUGGAGAUGCUAUGGCAUCGAGGAGAUGACAAAUGUGAACCAACAAAUCGACAUUACAACGUGGUCAUCAAUGCGUACGCCAAGAGUUCAGAUCCAUUUGCUGGGAAGAAGGCGUAUGAUUUGCUACAGCGAAUGAAGGGUGGUUCGUUUCGCAGCAAGCCAGAUAUCAUUUCGUACACAUCUGUCAUUGAAAGCUAUUCCAAGAGUGCCGACCCUGAUGCUGCUGAAAUGGUACUCGAGUUGCUGGAAGAGGCAUUCUCGGUACACGAGCAAACCGGUGACCCAUCCAUGAGGCCGAAUCUCCGAACGUUUACCAUGGUGAUUCUGACGCUUGCAAAUUGCGGUGGAAGUAUAGUCAAGGCUAGGGGACUGCUGACUAGGUUGCUAGACCUUUAUGAAGAAACCAAGGAUGAAGCAUUGCUGCCCAAUGCGUAUCCAUACAACUAUGUCUUGAAUUGCGCGGCAAACACUCUGGAGGACAAAGCACAAGCCUUCAAGUUGGCGACACAAACAUAUCAAGAAAUGAGACAGUCUCCGUACGUAUCCCCGGACAGUUACACGUACGCUUUUUGGUUCAAGUGCUGCAACAAUCUUCUGAGUGACAAGGAAUUGAAAGGCAAAUGCCUGUUUUACGCUUUUGACGAGUGCCGAAGGGAAGGCUUCGUGUCCAACACAGUGUUGAACCGACUGCAACGGGCAACCCCACCGAAGGUGUUGUCAGAAUGGCUUGAUAUGCCCUUACGACGAAAGACGGGCUUUCGUGAUCUCACCACUGCCGAGUUGCCUCCAGAAUGGAGCCGCAAUUGCUAAGGCAGUGCAAUAGCUAGCUAGUACUGCAGCCAGCACUAAUGUAUAGACUUGCACAGAGCAAUC